UCUAGGAGUAUCCUGGUUUCUUAUCCUCCCUUCUCCAUCUCUACAACUCUGAAGAGGAAGAGUAAAUGGUGGUAGAGGAAUCCAGAUGGAUUUAGUGGCAGCCUUGGAGCUCAGGUCUGUUGACCUGCAGAGCCCCAGGAACAACAAAGGGCACCACACACAGGAGAUGGGCCUGAAGCGGCUCAUUGUGCGCAGAGGUCAACUUUUCAACCUCCAGCUGAACUUCAACAGACCCUUCCAGCCCCAGACAGACUCCAUCACCUUUGUGGCUGAGACCGGACCUGAGCCCACAGAGCUGCUGGGAACACGAGCCUCAUUCUUACUUACACAGGCCCGGCAAGAGAAAGUCUGGAGUGCUUCUGACUUCACCAUUGACUCCAACUCUCUCCAAGUCUCGCUUUUUACACCAGCCAAUGCAGUCAUUGGCCACUACACUCUGAAAAUAGAGAUCUCUCGGGACCAAGGUCAAAGUGUGACUUACCCACUGGGGAAUUUCAUCCUGCUUUUUAACCCAUGGAGUGCAGAGGACGACGUGUACCUGCCAAGUGAAAUAUUGCUGCAGGAGUAUAUCAUGAAGGAUUAUGGCUUUGUUUACAAGGGUCGUGAAAGUUUCGUCACCUCCUGGCCCUGGAACUACGGGCAGUUUGAAGAAGACAUCAUAGAUAUCUGUUUUGAGAUCCUGAACAAGAGCCUGUACUUCUUAAAGAACCCAUCCAAAGACUAUUCCCAGCGGAAUGAUGUGGUGUAUGUGUGCAGGGUGGUGAGCGCCAUGAUCAACAGCAAUGAUGACAGCGGCGUGCUGCAAGGGAACUGGGGAGAGGAUUACUCCAAGGGCGUCAGCCCCCUGGAGUGGAACGGCAGUGUGGCCAUCCUGCGGCAGUGGUCAGCCAGGGGUGGGCAGCCUGUGAAGUAUGGACAGUGCUGGGUCUUUGCCUCUGUUAUGUGCACUGUAAUGAGAUGCUUAGGUGUUCCAACUCGUGUGGUUUCUAAUUUCCACUCUGCACACAACAUGGAUGGGAACUUGACGAUUGAUACCUACUAUGACCAAAAUGCAGAGAUGCUGCCAUCUGAGAAACAAGACAAAAUAUGGAACUUUCAUGUCUGGAAUGAGUGCUGGAUGAUCCGAAAAGAUCUCCCACCAGGAUACAAUGGGUGGCAGGUUCUGGACCCCACUCCCCAGCAAACCAGCAGCGGGCUGUUCUGCUGUGGCCCUGCCUCUGUGAGGGCCAUUAAGGAAGGGGAGGUCCACCUGGCGUAUGACACCCCUUUUGUGUAUGCCGAGGUGAAUGCCGAUGAAGUUAUUUGGCUCCUCAGGGACGGCGAGGCCCAGGAAAUCCUGGCCCACAACACCAGUUCCAUCGGGAAGGAGAUUAGCACCAAGAUGGUAGGGUCAGACCAGCACCAAGACAUCACUGGCUCCUACAAGUAUCCAGAAGGAUCCCCUGAGGAGCGGUCUGUAUUCAUGAAGGCUUCCCGGAAAAUGCUGGGACCAAAGGGAGCUUCAUCACUCCUCCUGGAUCUCCUGGGGUCCAGGGUCUUUGAGGAUCAACCAGUGCAGCUGCAGCUUCACCUGGCCAGGAUGCCAGUGUGGGGCCAAGACGUGCCGCUUAUGCUGCAUGUCUGGAGGGUACCAGAGAGAGCCCACCCCAGGGGUCCCAUCAGACUGGUGGUGCGCUUCUGUGCACAGCCCCUGCUGCAUGGGGGUGGCACUCGGAAGCCCCUUUGGAGGCAGAUGGUGCACUUGAGCCUGGACGUUGGGAAGGAGAUACAAUGGCCGCUCCUCCUGCCCUACAACAACUACAGAAAUAAGCUGACUGAUGAAAAGUUGAUCCGUGUGUCUGGCAUUGCUGAAGUUGAAGAGACAAGGCGGUCCAUGCUGGUCAUAAAAGAUCUCUCUCUGGAGCCUCCCCUCUUAUCUAUUGAGGUCUCUGAGAGGGCUGAAGUGGGCAAUAUCCUGAGAGUCCACAUCACCCUCACCAAUACCCUAAGGGUGGCCCUGAAUAACUGCAUCAUGGUGCUGGAGGGAAGUGGCCUCAUCAACGGGCAGAUAGUAAAAGAUCUUGGGACUCUGAUGGCUGGACACACCAUCCGAAUUCAAGUGGACUUCUACCCUAUCAAGACUGGACCCCGCCAGCUGCAAGUCCUCAUCAGCAGCAAGGAGGUCAAGGAGAUCAAGGGCUACAAGGACAUCUUUGUUGCUGCAGCUACAGCAUCCUGAGCCCUACCUUGCCCUCUCAUAGCUCUCACCAGUCCCCCGACCCCCUGUAGCUCCAUCUUGUUCCUUUCUACUCCUGAUUGCAUUCUCUUGGCUCCACCCCUGUCCUGGUGUUCCCACCCUGGGAACAAACAAUAAAGAUGUCUUUAGUUGUCUU
Molecule: messenger RNA, 2372 nt
Organism: Marmota flaviventris (yellow-bellied marmot)
Lineage: Eukaryota; Metazoa; Chordata; Mammalia; Rodentia; Sciuridae
Gene: Tgm7
Product: transglutaminase 7
Biological process (GO): peptide cross-linking
Molecular function (GO): protein-glutamine gamma-glutamyltransferase activity
Source: RefSeq, a predicted model, not a curated record